GCCCACACAACGAUGCUUGGCUUUUUACUACUAAAAUAAAAAAAGCUGUUGACGAAGACGGCGACCGAUGUUGUUGUGACGUGACGUGUACGUACAUUGAGUGUGAGCAUGUCGGUCGUACGUAAGCGAUCUACAGCCGCAACAGCAGCAAUUGUUUGUCAAAUUUCAAAAGAGAAUUGACAGUCUGCGUGGUUCUCGGUUCAGAACCAGACGUUCUUAUUAUUUAUUAAAAAUAAUUAAAAAAAUAUUUUGGUCAGUUGUUUCGUUGACGAAGACGCGCCGCUCCGUGCCGUGCCUAUUUGUUUUAUUUUUUUUGCCUUUGCCCCAAACAUUUCUUACCCUCUUCCCAUUAUACGUUUCGUGUGCUGUGUUCCAAAAAAAAAACGUGAAGCAUCCGACGACAACAAAAUUGGAGAAAAAUUCCGCAAAAUAGAUUGUGAAUUAAGAAAAGAAGAAGAAAUUGAAUUGAAAAUCUGUGGAAAACAAGUGUCCGACCAAUAACAACAACAAAAGAAAUAAAAAUAUACGAAAAAAAGAGGAAAAGCUAUUGUGCUUUCUUUGUUUUUACCCUCCAAUUUUAUGUCUGUCUCUUUGAGUUGUUGUGAUUCGAAAGCUGUUGUUGUUGCUGUUCUUGUUUGUUUGUGAUCACAUUUUCCUCCUCGUUUGGCGGUGGCCAUGGUAGAUGCCACUACAAUUCUCUUGAUUGUUAUUACCAUAUUGACGGCGGUGUUCAUUUGGUCGCGGCGUACUUAUGUCUAUUGGCAGCGCAGACGAGUGAAAUUCGUGCGGCCCCACCACCUGCUGGGCAAUCUGAAGGAUGUCAUCAAAAUGCAGAACUCCUUUGCGCUGCAGUUGCGCGACUUCUACUUCAAUGAGCGUUUUGCACGUGAGCCCUUAGUUGGCAUUUAUCUGUUCCAUCAGCCGGCAUUGUUGUUGCGUGAUCUCCAGGCGAUACGACAGGUGUUGGUAGAGGAUUUUGUGAAUUUUUCCCAUCGCUUUUCGAAGUGUGAUCGGCAUCAGGAUAAAAUGGGAGCUUUGAAUUUGUUUUUUGCCCGCAACCCGGAAUGGCGUGACAUAAGGACAAAAGUGUCUCCGGUAUUUUCGACGGGAAAGCUGAGGCAAAUGUUUUCCCUAAUGGAAGAGAUUGGCUAUGACUUAGAGACGUAUUUGGCUAAACUUACCAAAGAUAUGAAGCAAAACAACAGCGAUGGACCCAUAGUACAGAUCAAGGACGUGUGCGACCUCUACAACACUGAUAUGAUUGCCAGCAUUGCAUUCGGUCUGAAAAGCUAUUCACUGCGCAAUACAAUGCGCUCCCAGCUGGGUGGUCAUAGUCGCGAGAUGUUUUCCAUUACCUAUAGGCGAGCCGUCGACCUUUGUCUUAUCUUUAUCAUACCCAAGUUAGUUAGAUUUCUACGACCCCAACUCUUUACCUCUGAACAUACCGAAUUUAUACGGCGUUUAGUUAUUGGCAUCCUGGAGGACCGUGAACGUGACGGCAUCUUGCGCAAUGAUCUCAUCGAAACGUUGUUGACGUUCAAGAAAGAGGCCGAACUGAAUCCGGACAAAUCGCACUUUGCCCAUCAACAGGAGUAUUUGGUCGCCCAGGCGGCUGUCUUCCAGCUGGCUGGAAUACAAACGUCAUCGGCCACCCUGGCAUUUGCUCUCUACGAAUUGGCCCGGCAGCCCAAAAUACAGGAACGCCUGCAUUUAGAAAUAACCACGACCCUCGCCGAUUUGCACGGUAACGCCCUGGACUAUGAACAUGUUGAACGUAUGACCUAUUUGGCUAUGGUGGUGGAUGAGACGCUACGCAAGUACCCGAUUGUGCCAUUUUUGGAAAGAGAAUGCACGCCAUUGAAUCGCAAACGAUUUGUAUCAUUCCGUCCGAAUGCUGAAUGCAUGGCCAGACGAGGCAUGCCUGUGUACAUAUCUAAUUUAGCUUUACAUUAUGAUCCUCAGUAUUGGCCCGAACCAGACCUCUUUGAUCCGGAACGCUUUUCGCCGGAACAAAAGAAAUCUCACAAACCCAUGACAUAUCUGCCAUUCGGCGCUGGACCCCAUCAGUGUAUUGCCCAGCCAUUUGCGCUGCUGCAGGUGAAAUUGGGUCUGAUACAUUUUUUGAAGCAUCAUCGCGUUGAAUGCUGUGAUAAGACUGUCAGUAGCAUCAAGUUUGAUAAGCGUUACGCUCUCCUAACGCAAGAGGGUGGUAUUUACUUAAAACUUGUUGAAAUUUAGUUAGUUAUAGGAACUUAAACACAUACAUACACACACAUUUUUUACUAUUUACUGAUUAAUUAACUAAUUUAGAUUUUAAAACAAAAAAAAAAAAAAAAACUAAAAACAAA
This is a messenger RNA of Musca domestica (house fly), 2348 nucleotides long. RefSeq names its product probable cytochrome P450 6v1. Lineage: Eukaryota; Metazoa; Arthropoda; Insecta; Diptera; Muscidae. Bases 676 to 2238 code for a protein of 520 amino acids. The transcript is spliced from 3 exons. The record is from RefSeq and is a predicted model, not a curated record. Gene Ontology annotation, biological process: insecticide catabolic process; response to DDT. Gene Ontology annotation, molecular function: oxidoreductase activity, acting on paired donors, with incorporation or reduction of molecular oxygen; heme binding; iron ion binding.